Molecule: messenger RNA, 2610 nt
Organism: Penicillium subrubescens
Lineage: Eukaryota; Fungi; Ascomycota; Eurotiomycetes; Eurotiales; Aspergillaceae
Gene: nic96
Product: linker nucleoporin NIC96
Exons: 4
Coding region: 1-2610 (869 amino acids)
Biological process (GO): protein import into nucleus; poly(A)+ mRNA export from nucleus
Cellular component (GO): nuclear pore
Molecular function (GO): structural constituent of nuclear pore
Source: RefSeq, a predicted model, not a curated record
AUGGCCCCGGUGCGAGAACCCGACAGCUUCGACCCCGACAACCAGCGAUUCUUGAGAAACAUCCAGCAGCGUGGCCGGCAGGUGAUGAUUAACGAGAGUCUUUCUCGCGCGCAAAGAGAUUUUGAUACAUUCUUGGAAGAGAAGGUGGACAUGGACUGGGAAGAGCAGCGUCAAAAGAUUUUCCAACACUUUGGGCUCUCGCAGAAAGAUGCGUCCACUGCUGGUGAUCUGAAAUCGACCAUGCGCGGUGCCUUUGGCCGAUCUGCGAGACAAUCCAAGCCAGCGGGAGGCCCCUCGGCUGCAUCCCGCAGAAGUGUGUUUGGCCGUUCUGGUCUGGAUAAAUCUGUCAUCGGGACACCCGGGACCGGCCUUGCCAGUCGCCAGCUUUUCGAAGACCCCGCCGAACGAGGCGAAGGACUUGCGACUUCCUCACCGGAUCUCCGUUUCUUGCGGGAGAAGAUGGGUCACUAUGCCGAGAAGGUUCAAGAUUUGAACCUCUCCCGGCUUCAGGGCAAAACGUAUCCCAUCCUGCACCACUUUUCGGAAGUUGAAAUGCAUGCCGGCGGCGAUGUUCCUCAACAGCUACUGGCUGCAUACCGCGCUUUGACAACCAUCAUCAAGGAAAAUCCCAGCAUCACUGACAAGACCGAGCCCGGUGCUGUGAGAGAACGGCAGUUUGCGGCUGACUACCUAGAGGAGUCAGUCAAGUCCUACAACUCUGUCAACCUGAAGAACAAGAUCCUCGAGGGUUCAAGAACUUUCUUGGAGAAGACGUUUUUCAGCGAGGUGGAGAACGCCAUUGCUAAAAACCCACGAGAAGCCCAAUUGGGCGGCAUCCCGAGUACUAUCAACAAGAUUCGGGCAUACAUUCGCCUCCGCGCCGCGAGGAAAGACUUGGCCCCCGAUGGAACCGAACUUCAGAUGGUUAAUGGCGACUAUUGUUGGAUUUUGAUCUUCUACCUGCUUCGUUGUGGAUUUGUUCAGGAGGCGGCCACCUAUGCGACCAAUGAUCCUGGGUUCCGGUCACUGGAUCAGAAGUUCGUGACAUAUUUGACAACCUAUGUGCAGGAUAAACGUCUUCAGCGGGACUUGCAGCAGAGAAUCAAUGGCGAGUACCAGCAACGACUGCGAAACGCGCCAGAGGGCACAGUCGACCCUUAUCGUAUGGCUUGCUACAAGAUUAUUGGCCGCUGUGACCUGUCCCGACGUCGUCUGGAAGGUAUUAACCAAAGUGUUGAGGAUUGGAUGUGGCUACAGUUCAGUCUCGCUCGGGAAGAUGACCGUGCUGAGGAGGUCGCGGGUGACGUCUUUGGUCUGGAGGAUAUCCAGACGGAUAUUGCUGAGAUUGGACAGAGAGUUUUCACCAAGGGCCAGGGCCAGGAUGCCCCCGGUGGCUAUGGAACUUUCUUCCUCCUUCAGAUUCUGGGUGGCAUGUUCGAACAGGCUGUGGCUUAUCUCGGCACCUAUGCUCCCGUGACUGCUGUUCACUUUGCUAUCGCGUUGGCUUAUUAUGGCCUGCUGCGUGUUUCUGACUUUUACACUUCUGGAGAAGAGAUCCUGUCGUUCACGGUGAAGCAAUACCCCCAGAUCAACUUUGGAUAUCUCAUCACCCAGUACACGCGGGAAUUCCGAACCGGUUACGUUGAAGCUGCCAUUGAUUAUUUCACCCUGAUCUGCUUGAAUGCAGACCUCGGGGGCGCUCUUGGCAAGUCUCAGUCGUCGGUUUGCCAUGAAGCUCUCCGUGAGUUCAUUCUUGAGACCAGAGACUUUGCCAAGUUGCUGGGAGAUAUUCGCGAUGACGGCACCCGAAUCAAGGGUAUUAUUGAGCAGCGCCUUGAUUUGAUCAACCUCGCCGAUCAGGAGGAUUUCCUGAAGAACAUCACCAUCCAAGCUGCUGGCGUGGCAGAUGACAAGGGUCUGAUCACCGACGCAGUGCUUUUGUAUCACUUGGCAGAGAAUUAUGACCGUGUCAUUGAUAUCAUCAACCGUGCUCUGUCAGAUGCGAUCGCGAUCGAGCUGGGAGGAACCAUGCCCAAGUUGCAGCCCCUCCGCCCACGACUUCAAGAGGGCCAGCCAGGCCCCAUCGACCCGGGCAGCAGCCUCAGCUUGACAUCUGUUGACGACCCGGUCGAGCUUGGCAAGACCAUGAUCAGCCUCUACGAUGGGAAGCCGAUGUACUAUGAACAGAUCCGUCCCAUCAACCGGGAUUCCUGUGGCCUUCUUCUUCGUAUGUUGACGGCCAAGCAUGAAGUUGAGGCCGGACGAUGGGCCCCCGCACUCGAUGCUAUCAACGCAUUGGGCAUCCUUCCUCUGCAGGCCCAGGGUGUCAUGCAAAAGGUCCGCAGCGCAGCGCAGGCUUUCUCAUCUUUGCCGGAGAUCAUUUCUCGCAACAUUGGACAUGUUAUCAUGUGGAGCAUUGCGUGUAUCGGAAACGAACGUCGCCGGCAGACGAGCGGUCCGUACGAGACCGAUAUGCACCAAGGCUUUGCGGACCAAUUGUUGGUUAUGGCUAAGGAUUUGAUGAUCUUCUCUGGUAUGGUGAAGUACAAGCUGCCUCCCAAGGUUUACGAGGCUCUUGCUCGUGCUGGGGCGGAUAUUGGCGCGUACUAG